UCUCUCUCUGGCCAUACAUUGGGAGAAUAUAUAUUUCACCAUUGGAGGCACGUCAGGUUAUGAAAGGAGGACUGUAAGUGCUGUUGGCAGGAAGCAAAAGGGGGGAGGUGACAGACGGCAACAGAGAACGGGGACACCAGAGAGAGGCUCUCACUUCAACCACAGCUGACACACUAAAAAUCUCUACGAACUGCACCGCAGGACAUGACUUCAUUACAAGCUGGACGAAGAGCUCUUUCUCUUUCUGUCAAUGUGAUAAUGGCCUCCACUACUUUUAUAAAGGAGACAGCAGGCUGCACAGGCAUCCUGCAACUCCUCCUGUUAGGACUACUUCUUCCAUCAGUAUUAGUGUCAGGCCAAGAGUCCACUACUUGGAUGUCCAACUCCACAUCAACCACCAGUACCAACACCAGCCAGGCACCCUCCAACAUGACCGCUGGAACCACAGCAAAUCUCACAACUACCCAGUCCCCCACCACCUCUGAAAGCACCAUCAUCCAGCCCUCCAGCUCUACCACAUCUGGACCUGCAUCAACCUCAACCACCAUCCAGUCUCCUUCAACAGUCAGCAGCAACACAGAGACCCCUGUCACCGAGUCUGCCACCUCCACCACCUCUGGAGGUACAGCAAUUUCCACAAUCACCCAGUCUCUCACAACCACAGCAACCUCCGGGGGCUCAACAUCCACCACUGUCACCCAGUCGCCCACCACCAUAACCACCUCCGGAGGCCCAGCAAUCUCUACUCUCACCCAGUCCCCCACAACUACCUCUGGAGGCAUUACAUCCACCACAACCACCUCUGGAGACAUGACCCAGUCAAGCUCCAACAUGACCUCAAUGAUGUCCCCCAGUCCGUCAUCAAACUCCACUGAAAUGCCUAAUAAGAAUGAAACCUUGACGAUAUACUGCCCCUCAUUCACCUGUAACUACUCCGACUGCUAUACAAUGUACACCAGUCAGAAUGUCACUUUAUGUGCUGCUGGUGUCUGCUAUUGUCAGCUGAUUAGACGGACAGACAUGUGGUAUGCUGUUAGCUGCAGCGUCUCCUGUGCUGAGAGUUGCGUCAACGUCUCUCAGACCAACUGCUCUGUGAAUUGCUGCAAUUCUACUGGAUGCCUCAAUAGCAGCUUUGAAUCCAUGACCAUGACACCCACAGUAAUCUCAACCACAACGACAAUGGCAGCAACAGCAGCACCACCUACCACUCAGCAAACCAACAAUGGAAACAAAUGUCGUAGCGGUACAUGUACCGGUAACGAAUGCUACAAGGAUUUUGUAACUCAAACGGCACAAAUGUGCUCCUCCUCACAGCCACACUGUCAGCUGAAAAAGGAGUCUGUGGACUCUAACAUGAAGUGGACAGCAGGUUGCACCACCAACUGUUCUAGUCAAACCCCAUGCAAGAUCUCCACACAACCUCCAUGCCAUCUAGAGUGCUGCAACGCCACAACGACCUCCUGCCUCUGGUUGAACGGUACACUGCAUGUCCCCAAUUUGUCCACCAGAGGUCCUCAUCAUCACACAGAAUUGAUUGCUUCUUCACUUUGCCUGCUCGCCAUCACUUUGCUCAUGUGAGUGACUGAAUGGGAGGAGCUUGGUCAGCUGCCCUGUGGGUCACUAGGUAAUCAGAUUUCUCAGCCCCUCCAGGUAAAGAAAAUAAUAACGCUUAGCUGUGCAGAAGUUAACACUAUUACACCAAUUUAUCUCAUCAAUAUUCAUAUGUAAUUGUAAUGUAUAUGUAUGGGAUUAAGUAACUCCUCGGUUACAAUGUUGACUUCACUUGUUUUUUAUUAAAAUGUCCCAUUCUUUGGUUCGAGACCAUCAAAAAUGUCUCUGAACAGUAUUUCUAAAUUUAAAAACUAUAUCAAUUUAGCGAAUCAAGAAAAAGCAUGCCAGAUGCAACUCAGCCUUGAAAUCCCUUUUUAUAAUGAACAAAAUGAUAUAUUAAAAAUAAAUAUGCUUCUCAGUUCAUUUUUAAGAAAUAAUGUAAGACAGCCAAAGAUUCACGAUUUGUUUGAGCCAUGAACUUGCCUGUAAUUGAACUUGCCAAAUGAUGCUGUUUCUCUUUAAACUGAUUGUAAAAACAUUUCGAUUUUGGAUGGGUGAGUGAGCCAAAAUACAAUACUUUAUGUUGACAUGGUAAUAAAUGUUUUAAUUCCAAAACCUGUCCGUAGAUAAUCAUCUCUUUAAGCCAUUGUGAGAGUGACGCAGCUAUGACUCUAUAUGCACUUUAUGAAACACAAAUAUUAAUCUGUUACAGGGUGUUGUGAAGGUUUGCUUAAGCAUUUCUGUAAAUGUAACUAUAAUGUAAUGUGCAAUUUAGUACUUUUGGCUACUCUUUGUCGAAUAUAUUUUGUGAAUAGGGAUUUGGAUAUCUGUAUGGUUUACGAAGUAUAAUGGGUCAUGUAAAUGAAAUCAGAAUUGUUACAAUUUAUUCUAGUUUUGUGAUAAAAUUAAUCUAAUAAACUGUCAGAUGAAUCUUCAGUUGAUUAAGUCACAUAUUUCAUUGAGUGCGGUGUAAGGUGACUUUUCUGGGGAGCCUAAUAGCGGUAAAAG
Molecule: messenger RNA, 2559 nt
Organism: Cyclopterus lumpus (lumpfish)
Lineage: Eukaryota; Metazoa; Chordata; Actinopteri; Perciformes; Cyclopteridae
Product: cell wall protein DAN4
Exons: 11
Coding region: 205-1578 (457 amino acids)
Source: RefSeq, a predicted model, not a curated record